Messenger RNA from Lepus europaeus (European hare), 738 nucleotides. Its product is annotated as histone H2A type 1-B. Lineage: Eukaryota; Metazoa; Chordata; Mammalia; Lagomorpha; Leporidae. Gene Ontology annotation, cellular component: nucleosome. The coding region runs from base 25 to 417 and encodes 130 amino acids. The transcript has a single exon. Gene Ontology annotation, molecular function: structural constituent of chromatin; protein heterodimerization activity; DNA binding. The record is from RefSeq and is a predicted model, not a curated record.
AGUUCACUCUCUCACUCUGCUGAGAUGUCCGGACGCGGUAAGCAGGGCGGCAAGGCGCGCGCCAAGGCCAAGACCCGCUCUUCCCGGGCCGGGCUGCAGUUCCCCGUGGGACGCGUUCACCGCCUGCUCCGUAAGGGCAACUACUCGGAGCGCGUGGGCGCCGGCGCCCCGGUGUACCUGGCGGCCGUGCUCGAGUACCUGACGGCCGAGAUCCUGGAGCUGGCGGGCAACGCGGCGCGCGACAACAAGAAGACGCGCAUCAUCCCGCGCCACCUGCAGCUGGCCAUCCGCAACGACGAGGAGCUCAACAAGCUGCUGGGCCGCGUCACCAUCGCGCAGGGCGGCGUGCUGCCCAACAUCCAGGCCGUGCUGCUGCCCAAGAAGACCGAGAGCCACCACAAGGCCAAGGGCAAGUGAAGCCGCAGGCGAUCGUAGCUUCCAUUAAACCAAAGGCUCUUUUAAGAGCCACCACCCUUUCCAUAAAAGGGCUUACACUACCUCUGCCAGUACUUCGAUUAUAGUGGUUUUUAUGCGUGAAUUCAGUUAGUCUCGGCUUUCCCAUAAUUUUUUCUCCGCUUCCGGAAUUUCACUGUUAAGCAACACCUCUGGUUCAUAACAAUUUAACUUGUAUUUGACAAAAAUUGAAUGCUUUAUCGAGUUUGUCAGUGAUAAAUGCAAACUAAGCACAUUGUCAACUUCUCGAAUAAAUGUGUAUUUCAAUGGCGCAAGAACAUUAAA